AUGUUUCGUCACCUGAAGCCAUCUUUGUUUCUACGAAGGGUAGUAACUGGCGCCACGGCAAUAGCUGCUACCACGAGCACCGGCCGAGCUACACUUUGUGCCGAUGGCGUGACGUCUUCCCAGGGUAUCUCUAGACCGUUUACUCAGAGGCGUGUCUAUGCCACUAAGAGCAAAGACUACUAUAAGACACUUGGUGUAGAUCGUAAUGCCGAUUUACAAACUAUUAAAAAAGCUUAUCGAAAACGAGCCCUGGAAACCCAUCCUGAUCAAGGCGGUAAUAAAGAAGAAUUUGCCGAGGUUGCUGAAGCUUACGAGGUCUUGAGCAACACCGAGAAGAAAAAUCUUUAUGAUCAGUACGGAUCCGAAGCAGCUAACAAUCCUAAUAUGGCUAGUGGCUUUGCUGGUGGCCGAUCAGCAGAAGAUAUAUUUGCCGAAUUCUUCAGAGGAAGUAUGGGUAUGGGUGGGUUCGGUGACAUGUUCAGGGGUAACGCCGGCGCGAACCGAGGGCCACCCACCGUAGAACCUAUAGAGGUGCGAUUACGCCUCACUCUUGAAGAGGUUUACACCGGUGUGACCAAAACUAUUCGAGUGACGCGGCCUCAGAUAUGUUCGGAAUGCAACGGAUUUGGGACGAAAAGCAAGACGGAAAAGCCGAAAUGUUCGCACUGUAACGGCCAGGGCCACGUUGUUCAGCAGCACCGCAUGGGGCCUGGUAUGAUUCAACAGUCCAUCUCGGAGUGUCCGAAUUGUCACGGCACUGGAACUCUUGCGAAGCCUGAUGAUCAAUGCCACAAGUGCCGUGGGAAGGGUUACCGGAAUGUUGCCCAGGAUGUUGCCGUUAACGUUCCUGCAGGGAUUCCAUCCAACGUUACCAUGAUCGUUCGCGGCGAGGGCGGCUCCAUCCCGGGUGCCCAAGACGGCGAUCUGCACAUCCACGUGGAAGUGAGCCCGCACCGACUUUUCCAGCGUCGCGGUGACGACUUAAUUGUCCGAAAAGAAGUCUCACUCGCAGAGGCGUUACUGGGGGUGAGCAUACCUCUGAAACUUUUGGAUGGUCGCGUGGUCAAUGUUGAGACUCCUGCCGAAAGCGUGCUCAAACACAACGGGGUAAUCAAACUCACAGGGGAGGGGUUGUCAAGUAAUACUAGCGGUCGCGGUGAUAUUUAUGUCUUUAUUCAACUCAAGAUGCCUGAUAAGCUGUCUUCUGAACAAAAAGAUUAUAUUAAAAAGGCAUUAGGUUCGCCCAGUUUAGAUGCAAAUUCGUCCCAAGGGAACACCGUAAAGGCCCGAGUACUACGCGAAUCUCAAGAGCAGUUGGAAGAACAGAAACGCGGUGUUUGGGAGGCCCGCGAAAGUGGAAAAGGUGCUGAAAGUGAUCGGCGUCGGCGCAGCAGCGGUCAGAGGGGCGGUCAACAUGUAGAACAAUGCACAGCACAGUAA
Molecule: messenger RNA, 1440 nt
Organism: Phytomonas sp. Hart1
Lineage: Eukaryota; Euglenozoa; Kinetoplastea; Trypanosomatida; Trypanosomatidae
Source: the annotation of a GenBank genome assembly